Messenger RNA from Colletotrichum lupini, 2229 nucleotides. Its product is annotated as transient receptor potential ion channel. NCBI's taxonomy places the organism in Eukaryota, Fungi, Ascomycota, Sordariomycetes, Glomerellales, Glomerellaceae. The transcript is spliced from 2 exons. The record is from RefSeq and is a predicted model, not a curated record. Bases 1 to 2229 code for a protein of 742 amino acids. Gene Ontology annotation, biological process: transmembrane transport; fungal-type cell wall biogenesis.
AUGAAGCUCACCCAAGUCGCUCCUUUUCUCAUAUACACCCUCCUCGCCGCCCUCCUCCCCUCCUCCGCAUACGCCGACCGCAUCCUCCAGUCCUCGUCUCUCAACAACUGCCAAAAGAAAUCCGACUUCUCCGCCAGCUUGUUCAACGUCGUCGUCUCCGCCAACAAUGGCUCCGUCAUGGCAAACAUUGCCGCCGUCGUCUCGGUGGAAGGCAAGGCUGUCUUCGACGUCGCGCUGCGCAUCUACGGCUACGACUACCUGAAGAUGACGAUAGACCCGUGCACCAUGGACCUCCAGGGCCUCUGCCCGAUGAAGCCCGGCAAGAUCGACAUGGAGUUCUCGUUUGAAAUCGGCGACAAGCUCGACCAGGUGCCCGGUAUCGCCUACACCAUCCCCGACCUCGACGCCACCAUCCGCGCCAUCGUCAACCUCACCGAGACGAACACGACCGUCGCCUGCGUCGAGGCAGACUUCUCCAACGGUAAAACCGUCGAUCUCGUGGGCGUCAAAUGGGCCACCGCCGUCAUCGCCGGCCUCGGUCUCGGGUCCGCCGGCAUCAUCUCCGCCAUGGGCCAUACCGAUGCCGCCGCCCAUCUCGCCGCGAACGCCCUCUCUCUGUUCGGAUACUUUCAGGCUCAGGCCUUUGUCGGUCUUUCAGGCGUCGAUAUGCCGCCCAUCGUACAGGCGUGGACGCAGAACUUCCAGUGGUCAAUGGGUGUCGUCAGGUUGGGCUGGAUGCAGACCCUCUGUACGUGGUACCAGCGCUCAACGGGCGGUGAGGCGGCACGACUAUUCGAUUCGUUGAGCGGUAUCUCGGUGCAGGUCUCGAAGCGCUCGCUCGACAUUGUCAACAGCAUCGGUCCCGUCAAGCGCGGCAUCAACGCCAUCGCGAAGCGUGCGAACAUCCUCCAGGACAACGGCUCCUACGUCGUCUACGGCAUCCAGCGCGUGGCUUUCAAGGCAAAGAUCGAAUCGACGAACCUGUUCCUCACCGGCCUCAUCGUGUACUGUUUCUUCAUCAUCUUUACCGUCCUCAUUAUCGCCGCGUUCCGAUACGGUACCGAGAUCGCGGUGAAGCAGGGAUGGUCCAAGAAGGACCGCUUCGUCGAGUUCCGUCGCGACUGGAAGACUACCCUCAAGGGCGUCCUAUUCCGCCUCAACCUCAUCGGCUUCCCGCAGAUCGCCGUCCUGUGCCUGUGGGAGUUCACCCAGAUCGACUCGGCCGCCCUCGUAGUCCUGGCCGUCUUCUUCUUCCUCGGCACCCUCUUCACCCUCAUCUGGGCAUCGUGGAAGGUUAUCCUCAUUGCCAAGCAGUCGAUUCUCACCCACCAGAACCCCGCGCACGUUCUUUUCUCGAACCCCCAGAUCAUUAACAAAUGGGGCUUUCUCUAUGUCCAGUACCGCGCCUCUGCGUACUACUUCAUCAUCCCGUUCAUCGCCUACAUCUUCCUGAAGUCCGCCGUCAUCGCGUUCGGUCAAAAGGCCGGCGUCGCCCAGGCCAUCGCCCUCAUCGUUAUCGAGGCCGCCGCCCUGAUCGCCGUCAGCGUCCUCAAGCCAUUCAUGGACAAGAGCACAAACUCCUUCAACAUCUCAAUCUACGCCAUCAACUUCAUCAACUCCGUCUUCCUCCUCAUCUUCACAAACGUAUUCGACACCCCCGGCAUCGUCGUCGGUGUCGUCGGCGUAAUCCUCUUCAUCGUCAACGUCAUCUUUGCCUUUGUCCUCCUUCUCAUGGUCCUUAUCUCCAGCAUCCUCGUCUUCUGGCGCGUAAAGGGCCAACCGACCGGCACCGGCCCCACGCAGCUCAACGACCCCUCCAUCCUUGCAAAGGGCGACCGCACCGAGGGCAAGUCGCUUCUCGACCUGGAUGAGGACGACAAGGUGAACCCGUACCGCCGCGAGUCGCUGCGCUACGGCGAAGAGAAGGCUACCGAGAGCGGCAUGAGCCUGCACGUGUCCACGUCCACGUCGAACCUCAACAGCAGAGGCGAUACCCACGAAAUGUCAUAUCUGCCCUCGCCGGGCUCCAGGCCAGCCGUGAGCCCGUCGGUGCCCAUGUUCCCCGCCGACCGCUCAUUACGAUCUCAAAGUCCUGCCCCGCCGCGGUCACCAGCGAGCGACUUCCCCCCGCCGAGUCCGUUUGGGAAUGGAUCUGCACGCAGUAUCCACGAGUUUCGAUCCCAAAACAACAAUAGUCCAUGGCAGCGCGGUGCUGGAUAUGAUCAUUGA